AUAUAUAUAUAUAUACAUAUACAUCCUGAUUAUGCGGCUCAAUUUGCAUUCUUUAACAUAGUGUGAGCUAAUUCAAAGGUUGCUCAUGAAAAUGCGUUGGAUAAUGCUCAUUAGUAUUUUUGGAAUGAUACAAAUAAUUGCAUGUCAAGUUGCAUGUCCCGAUGGCUGGUUUGGUCCAAAAUGUCAGUUUCAAUGUCACUGUCAGACAAAGUGUGACUCAACAGGCGAAUGUGAGGAGAAUUUAUGUAGUGUUGGAUGGUUUGGUUACAAGUGUCAAUAUCAGGAUUUCGUGUCUAGAUUUGAAGUUCAAGACCCUGAUCCUGAAAGACAACUCUCAAGGUGGUCCAAAGGAGAUGAUUCUGACUGCACUGAGGAUACAAGUAUAAAAUUAGUCGAAAUCUAUUUAAAGAAACCAUUUUUAUUUACUUGGAUAAGUUUGACAGUCAAGAAUCCAGAGUUACUCAGAAAGUUCAGUAUAACACUCGUCAGUAAUUGGAAGAAAUGGGACUGCGAACAGACGAUUACAUCCAUUGUCAAAAACACUGUCAAUAUACGGUGUGAGAAGAGAGAAUAUGUGAAGAAAAUUAUUCUUACAGGAGAUGGGGUUCACUCCCUUUGCACCAUACACGUCAGCAACGGUCGCAACAUGGCGCUAAAACGACCUGUAACAACAGAUUUAAACGAAGUUAUCACAGGUUUGACAGCGAUAGGAGACGGCAAUACAGACACGAACCUCGCAGGAAGUUGCACAGCGAUUGAUGAUGUGAACAUGUUACCGUCAACAUCUUGGUCUCUUUCUUUUGAGGAACCUGUCCUAGCUAGUAGUUAUACAAUUAUCAGCAAAGGCAAUUACACCGGACAGGGUGAUCUUUUAGUGGAAUUCUACGAUAGGAACAAAAAUGUGAUAAUCAUUUUGAUGGAUUCCUACAAUGCUCAACUGUAUUCCUAUGAUCACAAGGAACCUACAUGGGGUUUGAAAAUAACGUACAAACAGACCGACUCAAGCUCUUUAGACUUUUCCCUUUGUCAAAUUUCUGUCUUUGGAGAGUGUGUACCUGGCCGAUGGGGUCUAGACUGUAAAAACUCCUGUGGUAGUGAAUGUCGGUUCUCUUGUAAUGAAUCUGACGGAACAUGUCCAAUUGAUUGAUUGGUUACAAGUGUCACGAUUUAUUAAGUGACAAUUGAUUAUACAAGUUGGAUUAAUUAAAGAUGAUUUGCUUCACUUAAA
Molecule: messenger RNA, 1228 nt
Organism: Biomphalaria glabrata
Lineage: Eukaryota; Metazoa; Mollusca; Gastropoda; Planorbidae
Exons: 8
Coding region: 86-1147 (353 amino acids)
Source: RefSeq, a predicted model, not a curated record